This is a messenger RNA of Periophthalmus magnuspinnatus, 5625 nucleotides long. RefSeq names its product Rho guanine nucleotide exchange factor (GEF) 5 (gene arhgef5). Gene Ontology annotation, biological process: intracellular signal transduction; activation of GTPase activity. Gene Ontology annotation, molecular function: protein binding; guanyl-nucleotide exchange factor activity. NCBI's taxonomy places the organism in Eukaryota, Metazoa, Chordata, Actinopteri, Gobiiformes, Gobiidae. Gene Ontology annotation, cellular component: cytoplasm; nucleus. The transcript has 15 exons. The record is from RefSeq and is a predicted model, not a curated record. The coding region runs from base 691 to 5289 and encodes 1532 amino acids.
CCCCGUCUCGGCUCCAGCUCUCACACAAUCUUACCUGUCUGAAUGCCGAGCGGACACACCCUGCUUAUCCGUGUCAACCAAUCGCUGCUUGUAGACACUGGCUCUAAGGAGGUGUACUUCCUAUGUUUAGUGAAAGAAGAAUGGGCUAGGCUUAAGCUGAGAGUGGUUACUUGUUUAGCAUUGGGGUCCCGCACAGGCCAGACCGCUCAAAUCGUCCCAAAAAAGGGGAGGGAGGAAGAAGACCUCUGGAGUUUUUUUGGACAUGCUUAGCUUUCUUUCUUGUUGAUUUAUUGCAGAGAGAGGACUAGCCCAGAGGAGUAACUGCGACUGAGAGCAGAGGACAAACUAAGAACGAAGCAAGAAGAGGAGGAGGAGGAGGAGGAGGAGGGUAGAGAUAGUUGUCAAUGUGUUGAGACUUGUUUGGGAAUUUGAAGCAGGAGGGAGGUGAGGAGAGAAGGGCAAAAAACUAGGGAAAGCAAGGAGAGAACUAAGGCGUAAACUUGUAACUUAUAAAAUAACAAGAGCAGUUGAUACGUGGUUUGCAGCAGGAUUUUUCGCUAUGUCUGCUGUGGCACCUCGACAAUGAAAACGCUGGAAGGAAUUUCAGUCUAUUAUGCAAUCCACUGCUUGUGUGCUGAUCUGGAGAGACCAUAGGGGAGCCUAGAUCUCCCCAGAGCAACAGUUCAGACUAUGGGGACACAAAGGCCCAGCUGGAGCGGCUUCGACACCGUGCCUUCUGUAAACACGUCUGACCGCAAGCUUCAAUCAGGUGGGAAAAUCGCCAGGGACCCGAGUCCGAGACCGCCGCGGGCUGUCCAAUUGGAGCGGGCUAGAGAGGAAGAGUGGAGAAGAGAGAGACGACGAGAGACAAAAGAGAGGUACAAAGACCCCUCUGAACGGAAAAGAUACUAUGACAAGGAGAGGAGACCCAAGAAUUCCAAGGAUGAAGAGAGGGAACGCCGGCAAGAAAGUCGAAAUGUACGGCCUUUGUCCAAUAUCGAGAUGGAGAAUGCGAAAGUGGGAGACAGGGGAGUGAGGAAGGGGGAUACUUUUCCGAGGAGCGCGGGAGGUCACGGGCCGAUAAUGUUAGCGGUUGCCAUGGAAGCGGAGAGGGAGGAGAGGAGGCGGAGGAGAGAGGAGAGCGAUCGAGAGAGGGAUAGAGAGAAGGUUAGAGAAAGAGAUAGAGAGAGGGAUAGAGAGCGAGAACGACCCAAAGAUAGAGAAGACUAUAGGAGAAAAGAUGAGAGAAAAGAAGCUAGGGAUGAAAGAACGAGGGAUAGAUAUCGGGAGUAUGACGACAGGAGAAGAGGUAUGGAUGGGGAAGAAAGGAGGGAUAAGUAUGCUCCGAGAAAGAACGAUAAGCAACGAGACGAGAUGAGGCUGAGGGACCCGAGGAUGUCCUCACCUGAACGGAGGCGAGACAGAGACACGUACUGGGACAAGGCUCAGAGGAGAGAGGGAAGGAGGGAUACGAGAAGCGAAGGGGAGAUAGACGAAAGAGAGAGGAGGAGGGAGAGAGGGAGGGAGAGGGAUGAGGUGAUGCAUCAGCAUAGCCGGAGCGAAGGAGAGGUGAGGGGUAAAAGAGAGAGGGAUUAUAGAGAUCAAGACAGGUACAGAGAGAAAGAGGACAGACCCAGGAAUAGGGACGAUAGAUAUAGAGAAGAAAGAGAGACGGAAAGGAGGACAAGACCGGAUGCAGCAAAUGAUAGACAGAGGAGGAGAAGUCUAGAUGGAAAAAGACGAGAAGAAAGAAAUAGGGAUAAUGAGGACUAUAAAAGAGAAAGGAGAUCAUCAAGAGAAAGAACCAGAGAGCCAGACAUAAGUAGCCAAUCACAGAGCAGGACGAUGCCAAACCCGGUUAUAAGUCGUCAUGAAUGGAGUUCCGAUAAGUCCAAAGAGGAAAUGGAACAGCUAGAACAAAGCGUAAGGGAGAAAAAGAAAAAAGAAAACCGGAAAAUGUGGCUAGAACCAAGGGGUCCAGCUAGUAAAGACUCAACUUCACUCAGAGAAGACAGAGAGGUUGUUGAAAGAUAUACCGGCGAGGAGACAGAGGAGUUAAGCGUAGAUGGAGAGUUAGAAGAAAUCUGGGCAAACAGGCCUCGGAGUUUUACAGGAAAUUCCGAGGAAAACACAGAGGAAAGCGAAGAAGGAAGUGACGUAGCUUGGACGUUGGACCGAGACCGAAUUCUGUCAGGAGAGGAUGGGUUCGUAACGGUUUCCAGCGGUGAGGAUGGUGAAGAAAGAGAGGAGGAGUUUAAAGACUGCAUGGAAUACUGGGUGGGAGAGAGAGAUGCAAAUCAGGCAUGGACCAAAGAGGAAUCAACGGAUGACUCUUCGGAUACGCAAGGAACAGACACGCCGCCAAAGUUUGUGUUUUGCGUGAUUGGUCAGCCUGAUGAUGAAUUAACAAAGGAAGUUACGCCGGCGCAAAAUAAACUAGAACACGAAUAUGAUGAGGUUAGAGAGACACUGGAGGAGAGGAACAUUUCGAAUGAACAAACUCCUCUAGAUGGCAUAAAAUUUAGAAGCAAUUCCUUUAAUGAAUUUGGGACGAUUAAACGAGAUUCGCAAACGGAAAAACUGCUUUUGGAAUGGAGAGAGAAUAAUAGUGAUCAAAAAGAGGAUGAGGAGGAGCGACUUUCCCUGAUCCCGAGCAACCCCUACGCAGACGUCCCCAUUCAACUGCCUUACGAACAAGUACAAUCCGGUCUGGAAAAAUCUGGCACUCUGACUCCCGAGGAAGAGGAAGCCAUCCGAAUACGACUGAGCGGAGCUUGGACCAUGUCCGAGGAGCCAAAGCGGCAUUCCCAAGCCCCUCACCUGAAAUGGGCCACGAGUGUUGUACGCGAGAUCUUGGGACAGUCCGACGAAAACAUUGACGAUAUAGAAGAAAGAGAAAAAGAAAAGCAAGAUGGAGGGAUGCAGAUUCCUGUAAUAAGAGCAGAUGAUGAACUGGAGAUGGAGGAGGAGUCAUUGGAGAUGGAGGGGUUAAGAGGUAUGGGUCAAGUUGACACGCAUGGUGAUUUGGGGGACGCUAUGCAUGCUGACACACACACAGCAGACAAACAGUUGAACACAGAGACGUCGAACGCGCAGGUAGAGGCGAAAGUUAGCGACGAGGCUAAGCUAGCGGAGCCUGAGCAGUUAAACAGUGAAAAAGAAAUGGACACGUAUCUCAGUGUUAGCAAUAUGCUGUACAAGCCAAGCAGCUGCCCUAGUCUCACUUAUGAAUCAGACGCCUCGGAGAAAGAGGUGUUUACAAGUUCCCCUGUAAAGCAAGAAAAAGAAGAAGAAGAGGAGGAGAAGGUGGAGGAGGAGGAGGAAAGGGAAAGUUUGGAUGUUGUUGUUGUGGGAGAGAUUAAAGGGAAAAGUGGAGUUGAUGAGAAAAAAGAGAAAGGAGGAGUAGGAGUUGGAGGAGCGGUGAACCUAAGAAGCAGUUGUAGUUUUCGAGAUUUGGGCACAGAGGCGCGUUUUAGGAGAAGGGGAAUCCGCUUAACGAGAAGAAAAGAAGACGACGUUAAAGAGCAGAAUGAAGAAGAAGAGGAAGAAGAGGAGGAGAGUGAAGGUGUGGGGAGAGAUCGCAGAACCAGAAUAUUCUCAACAUCAGAUGAUGAGGACGGUCGGAGCAAAAGCUGGGGAGAGCUGGAUCUGAGGCACGUAUUGGACAACAUUGGAAAACGAAAAAGGAACUCCAAGUUUUUCAAAGCAGCCCAGCUCUACCAACAGUACAGCGAAGCCGCCCAGAACUUUGAAAUCCUCCGUCAGGCUCGUUCCGACGUGGUGUCUGUCUGCGAAGGCCACUCCCCCCCUGGCACCUCCCCGCUGCCCGCUCGGAGACCCCUGCCCCCUCUGCCCAACGUCCCUCACCCUCACUCCCUGUCCAACACCGGCUCGGUCUCCAGCGUCCAGAACCUACCCCUGCCGCAGCCCCCCGGCCACGCCCAGCGCAGGGCCUCGUCUCCGCGCCUCUCCAUCUCACUGGGGCAGUCGGCCACGCUCUGGAGGGACCUACCCGCUGUCAGGACCGACGCAGAGUUACAAGAGCUCACGGAGGACCAGAGACGGCUGCAAGAGGUGCGGUUUGAGGUGGUCACUUCGGAGGCGUCCUAUUGCAGAAGUCUGGACAUUGUUGUUGAGCACUUUGUAAAGUCUAAACAGUUGGGGGCGCUGUUGACCACUCAGGACAGAAACUGGCUGUUCUCCAGACUCUCUGAUGUUCGGGCCAUCAGCCACAGUUUUCUGUCCAAACUCGAGGAGAAGGUGGAGUCGGACAUCAUGCACUUCACCGUGUGUGACGUCAUCGCCCGUCACUGUCAGCGCUUCAAAAUGGUUUACGUCCCCUACCUGACCAAUCAGUCCUACCAAGACAAAACCUACCAGAGACUCAUGAAUGAAAACCCGGGCUUCAGGCGUGUGGUGGAGAAACUGGAGCGUAAUCCUGUGUGUCAGAGACUUCCACUGAGGUCAUUCCUGGUUUUGCCGUUUCAGAGAAUCACACGGAUCAAACUCCUGGUGCAGAACAUAGUGAAGAGGACGACUCCAGGGACUCCUCAGGCCAUACAAGCGAUCAAAGCCUUAAAACUACUGGAGAAGUUAAUUCAAGAGAGUAACGACAGCAUCACUCAAAUGAAAAGCAUUGAGUCACUAGUUUCUUUGAGCGCCAAAGUGGACUUCGAAUGCAAGACCCUCCCUCUGGUGAGUCAGUCUCGGAUCCUGGUUCGUGAAGGGAAAGUCACAGAACUCAUGGAUUUCUCUGUGAAGGAACAAGAGAGGAGCUUAUAUUUGCACUUGUUCAACGAUCACUUACUGGUCUCCCAACAAAAAGAAGGAGGCCGGUUCACGGUGAUAGACACGUGUCCGGUGUCUGAGCUCCGCGUGGAAAACUUCAGGAUCAAACUGCACUCGCUCCAGAAGAACGUGUUCAGACUGCACACAUCCCACAAGUCCCUGCUGCUGCGCACAGACACACAGAGCGAUAAACUGCGAUGGAUAUCAGCCCUGUCACGACCACAUCCUGAAGUCGACUUUUCCACCGCUCAAGAUUUUGCACAGAUGCAGUGCAUACGAGGUUUUGUCAGUCAACAACCAGACGAGCUGUCCCUAGAGAAAGCAGACAUCAUUUUAGUUCAUCAACAGAGCAGCGACCAUUGGGUUGAGGGGACCAGAUUAUCCGACAGGCAGCGUGGUUGGAUCCCAGAGUCACAUUUGGACACCAUCAGUAUUCUCGAAAUCCGACAACGCAACCUUUCCGACGCUCUUAAACUCACCACAGCAACAGCUCAAGUUUGAACUGUGGGACCAACCUGUACUUGACAAAAGACACUUUCAAAUGCUAAAGAUUAACCAUUACGGAAACAUAUCUUGUGGAAAUGACUUUUAUAAGCUUUUAACCAUGUUAUAAUGGUUUCCACUGUCUUCUCAUAAGCUUAAAGUUGUAUUUUGAUGUCUGUUGGAGAAAUCCAUGGAGUAUUAUCCUGCAUUCUAAGUUUGAGUGCUUGGAAAAUUCCUGUUUUCACCUACCCCCUAUCCCCGCCCACAUCCCUCUGCUCACUUUCUAGAUUCUCUGAACAAUUUUGACUCAGGGUUAAAGGGUUGCCAAAUGUUCUGUUUCCAUUUUUCACAAAC